Misgurnus anguillicaudatus (oriental weatherfish) is the source of this 1796-nucleotide messenger RNA. RefSeq lists its product as uncharacterized. NCBI's taxonomy places the organism in Eukaryota, Metazoa, Chordata, Actinopteri, Cypriniformes, Cobitidae. The record is from RefSeq and is a predicted model, not a curated record.
ACUCGUUCACAGCAAAAACAGUGAACUAGUUUCACUUUCCGAACCGUAGCGAGGGUUUCUAGGGGAAUUUAACCGCACUGUUUUGUAUGCAUGUGAGAGUGGGAGUUUCCACUUUGUGUAGGUCUCCACUGUAGGUCGAGGGAAAUCUUUUCAGUGUCGUAUUACAGCCCGUGAGAGGGAAGUGUGAAUGAUACGUCUCUGUACGUCCUCAUGUUAACCUCUCUGAUUCACUUGAUAUUUCAGUGUGAUCGUGUGAGCAGCUGCCGAUAUUGCGUGUUCGUUGUAUCAGUAAAUUAACAUUUUAACACCACUUAAGGAGUCACUAAAGAAUAAUGAAAGGACCAGAACUGGUUGACUCCAGGAGUCGAUUUCGAUUUACUGAAUCAUGCGUUGGUCUGAUGGGUUGUUUGUGUAUCAGCUAUGCUAUCUGGGCUCCACAGUGGCUGGACAACAGGGGUCUGUGGUCCUCGGGCAAUGAGACGAACCCUGAUGAUAGCUGGACGGAUGAGGACAUCGAUAAAGUCCUUGAAGCUGAAAGGGUCUUUGCAAUAGUCGCCUUCCUGAUGUCUGUGAGUUCUGGAGUGCUGUGUCUCAUGUUCGCCCUCUGCUGGACAAAUAAGACUGUGCGUUCUUACUCUAACACGCGCUCACUGCUGAUAGUGGGCCAGGCACUUGACCCCACCACCCUGCUGCUCUUUACACUGGUACCAACAGGGUUCUUCUUUUUUAUAACCUGGGCUCUUUUCGCCCAUCAACAUAUUGGUGAGAUCCGAGAUGACAUCACUCGACUCGGACCGUCCUUUUGGCUGGGAGUCUUCGGCUGGGCUUUGCUAUUGGCUGUACUGCCGGUAAUCUUCCUGGUGGAGAAAGUGAUGGUUCCGGACAUUUUGCCAGACCUCAUAAAGUCUGCCGAUACAUGGUGGAAGGCCCCGGAGGUCGCGUACGCGAGAUCAUUAAGUGAAUGUUACAAUCAUUCACAUCACAAGCCUCAUGUUGACUUUAAAAGGUACAAGUCAGUGCCCUAAAAGAGGGGGGAAUGAGAUGAGAUGAUAUAAAAACGGGUGAUCUCUCAAAAGCUGGACAUGUCGCUGAAUGUCAGUCCGAACAUUUUCACUCAAGUACCAGCACCAGUACCUGUGUCUGGAGUCCCAAAGUGUCCCAAAAAUGUAUUGGCUUUGACAGUGUUGUAACUGUUUGACACUGAGGAUGGUUGUGUCAGAUUACGGACUAUCAGUGGUGUGAAACAUAAGCUAAAAAGGAAGUAGCAGUUGCAAAGUUUUCUGCUGUUAGUGUAACUAAAUGUCUGCUUCUCUUACAUAAUCUGUUUAAUUUAUAUAUGAUAAAUUACUCAGAAUCGUAACACUAUCUGUGCAGAAUUGGAAUCUGAUUCAUGAUCUGCUGCAGAAUUGUGACCCUGUCUGUGAAAUUCAGGCUUAAGUCUCAGAGCAUCAUUGAUUUCAAUCUUUGCCAUAAACUUACUCCGUCAAUAUUAAAGAUAUCAAGGUUAUGUUCUUUACAUUAUGUAGGAUGAUUUUAUGUACAAAACAGUAAAUCACCAAAAAAAAAAAACUUUAGAUGGGUUUUACCUUUUUUUUUUACAAUCUAUGGUUCUCAAAGACUUGUCACAUUUUUCCUAUUUGUUUUUUAUUAUUAUUUAAACAGCGCCCUCUGCUGGUAGUGCUACAAAGAACACUCUGUUAUGCCUAGAAGUCUGCAAUAAAAACCUAAACACAUAAGCUUAACAUAAGUGUAUCGAAUAAUUUUUGUAUUAUUUUGUGUUUUUACAGAUAUCAAUA